Hypanus sabinus (Atlantic stingray) is the source of this 4461-nucleotide messenger RNA. RefSeq names its product G-protein coupled receptor 22-like. Gene Ontology annotation, cellular component: membrane. The record is from RefSeq and is a predicted model, not a curated record. NCBI's taxonomy places the organism in Eukaryota, Metazoa, Chordata, Chondrichthyes, Myliobatiformes, Dasyatidae. Gene Ontology annotation, molecular function: G protein-coupled receptor activity; peptide binding. The transcript is spliced from 4 exons. The coding region runs from base 668 to 1972 and encodes 434 amino acids. Gene Ontology annotation, biological process: G protein-coupled receptor signaling pathway.
AGAGUGACCCCAGUACUUCCUCCCACUUGCAGUGUCUUCCCUCCCUCUCCUUACACACGCUCACUCACAUAGACUCCCUUCCCUCCCCCACACUCACUCUCUCUUUCUCAUGCACACAUAACCACCCUCCCACAACACACACCGUAUCUUCCUUCUCUCCCUCACACACACACACAUUUCUUCCGCCGCUCUCCCCUCCCACACACUGUUUUCCCCGUCCUCCUCUCUUUCCCACACUGGCACAGAGUGACGGUGGCUGUGCGGUAACAACGCCGAGGAAAGUGCUCUAUCCCCCAGGACCGCUCCGCCUCCACCGCGCUGUUGCGGCCGGCGGUCGGGUCCAGCCUCCAGCUGCAGCGGGCGGGAGGCGGCAGGUCUGCGGAACCGGCCGGCUGGACUGCGGGUUUGAGUAUCCAACGCCCUCCGUCCUUAUGCCCAGUGUCACUGAAGAGGCAAGAUCCUCCUCUUUUGCUGAAGAAAGCUGUCCACGGGGCUGACAUCCGCUCGUCUCCAAUGUACCGGUGCUGGAGCACUGGACACUAUGAGAGCCGUGGCCAGGGUACAUCACCCAACUCUGCUGCCCAGGAGUGCUGCUGUGUGUCCACAAGAGGGGGCACAGGUACAGUGAGGGUGUUUGUCAUUCCCGGGACUAUGCUGAGAGGCCAGGAUGGACACAGCCAUGGAAUUGGAUAAUUUCCAUUCAGUGCCCGAGGCCAUGGACAAGUCAUCCGUAAAGCAGGGCUGGUAUGUUUCCUACCCAGUCAGCUUCCAGGUGUCGCUGACCAGCUUUCUGACGCUGGAGAUUGUGCUGGCAUUCGGCAGCAACCUGAUGGUGCUGGUCCUGUACUGUGUGCAGAGUGGCCUGGUAGACUCGAUCAGUAACGUGGUGACCAUGAACCUGCAUGUGCUGGACCUCAUCAUCUGCCUGGUGUGUGUCCCCCUGACCGUCACCGUGGUGCUGACCCCGCUCGACGGUGAUGUGGCACUCCUAUGUUGUUUCCACGAGGCAUGUGUCACCUUUGCCAGCGUGGCCACCGCCGUCAAUGUGCUGGUGAUCAGCCUGGACAGGUACGACAUCUCGGUGCGGCCAGCCAACAGGCUGCUGACGCCCGGCCGGGCGGUGCUUCUGCUAGCCGCCGUCUGGCUCCUCUCACUGCUGGUCUUUUUCACGCCCUUUGUCGAGGCCGAGUUCUUCAGGGUUCCGCUGCAGAGCCCCGCCUGGCAGAACCGGAGCCUGCUGUGCAUUGGCACCAGAGAGUACCGGCGCCGGCCGGCCGUCUACGGCCAUCUCUUCCUGCAGAUCCCCUGCUUCUGCUUGGCUGCUGCGGGCAUGCUGGCUGCCUACUCCCGCAUUCUAAAGGCGCUCGACAUCCGCGUCGGCAACCACUUCGGCCGCGGGCAGAAGCACAAGAGUAGGAGGCGGAGGCGACGAAAGAGGAAGGGCACGGGGGCAGGGGCGGCCUCGCUCGGCACUCAGUACGAGAGCAGGAGGCCGGCCCCUGCCACGGGAGGACCACCCCCUCCACUGGGCGUCCACGCCUCAGUGUCGGUGAUCAUCGCGCUGCGGCGGGCAGUCAGGCGGCACCGCGACCGACGGCAGAGGCAGAGGCGGGUGUUCCGGAUGUCACUCAUCACCGUCUGCACCUUCCUGCUGUGCUGGGCUCCUGUCUCAGUGGUGAACGUGUUGCUGCUGAGUCUGGGGCCCAGUGACCGGCUGAUCCGUCUGCGCCUCUGCGGCCUAGCGCUCGCCUACGCCACCACUGUCCUCCACCCACUGCUGUAUGCCUUUGCCCGACACAAGUUCCGUCAGGUCCUCAAGAGCAAGGUGAAGAAGCGGGUAGUGUCCGUGCUGCAAGUUGAUCCUGCGCCCAGUGCCACUGUCAUCCACAAUUCCUGGGUGGAGACUGGCAAGGCUCAGCAGGCAGGGGCAGCUGGGGCUCGGUCCCAGCCCCUGGUCCACGUCCAGGCCUGAUCCUCCACACCACAGCACAGGCCCACUUCAGCACUUGACCCCAAUCCCCCAUCCCACCCUCAAUCACCCCAAUCCCCUAUCCCACUCUCAACCACCUCAUUCCCCCAAUCCCAUCCUCAACCAUUCCCCCAAUCCCAUCCUCAAUCACCCACAUCCCCAAUAACACCCUCAAUUACCCCUAUUCCCCAAUAACAAUCACCCCCAUUCCUGCAAUCCCACCCCACCCUCAAUCACACCCAUUCCUCUAUCUCAAUUACCCCCAUUCCCCAAUUUCACUCUAUCACCCCUUUCCUCCCUCAAACUCCCAAUCCUACCUUCAAUUCUCCUAUUUUCGAUCUCGCUCGCCCACCUUCCCCAAGCCCCUUCCUCGAUCCCACCCUCAAAUACCACCAUCCCUCCCUCUUCCACCCUCAGUCCCAACCUCAAACACCAGCAUUCCUCCAUCUACCCCAAACUUCACCCUCAAUCUCACCUAUUCUCAAACUUGCCCUCCCUUCUUCCAUCUCCCCAUCCCACCCUCAUUCCCCCCUUUCCAUCUCUUCCUCCCUUCCAGAACCAAAGGCACCAAGGUCCUACCCCUAGAGCACCCAGCAAGACCCUUCAGCACCGAAGCCCUGUCCCUACUCUUGACAGCACCCAGUGGAACACAGCAGUGCAUAGGUUAAACCAGUCCCAGAACCAUAGCCAGCAGAGGGGUCCACCAACAACCCCCUCACCUAGGCCCCACAUCCCUCCCACCCUCACCUCUUUUGUACUGGAGGCUCCUAGCUGCCUCUGGAGAGAAGGUAAAGGCCAGUUUCAGUGCCAGUGUGGGGAGGCAGGAGCGGUGUCCCACCAGGAGAUGGAGGUUACUACAACAUGAGGCUGCCAGAAGAACCCAGUGCUCCACUGGGUACAAAACUCCAGGAGCUCAUGCCGACACAGACUCAACUGGACAGACAGAUACUGUGCCCCAGACCAGAUCAGAAGCUGGGUAUCCUGUGGGUUGUGACUCAUCUCCUGACACACCAGGCUCUUUGCACCACCUAGCAGGCACAGGUCGGGAAUGUGAUUGAACUCUCUCCACUGGCCUAGGUGAGCACAGCUCUCGAGAAGUUCAACACUGUCCAGAACAAAGAACCCGCUGGAUCUGCCCUGCCCACCUCAUGAAACAAACACCCUGUCCCUCCAGUACUGGCACACUGAGGCUGCAGAAUUCACUCCUCCCAGAACAGUGACUCUACCUCCAAGAACAAAGGCAGUGGGUGCAGAGAGACACCACCACCUGCAGGUUCCCCAGCACCGUGGCUCGGAAAUGUCUCGCUGUUCCUUCCUUGUCAUUGGCUCUAAACCCUGAACUCCCUCCCCACCAGCACCGUGGUGAACACCUUCACCAGAAGGACUGCAAAGAGCACCUCAGCCCCUCCUUUUCGAGGGCAAUUGGGGUGAGGGCAAUAAACACUGACUGACUAACAGGAGGAGUUUUAUUCUUUCAGAACCUCAUAAACCCUCAGAGUGCAGAGGUAGGGCCGACUAAUGUGUCAGCAUGGAGGGUGGUGCCUAGUGUCGGUGAGGAGAUGGGCCCACCGUGCAGUGGAGGGACCCUCAGAGCAUGGAGGCUGGUGCCUAGUGUCGGUGAGGAGAUGGACCCACCGUGCAGUGGAGGGACCCUCAGAGCAUGGAGGCUGGUGCCUAGUGUCGGUGAGGAGAUGGACCCACCGUGCAGUGAUAGGGCCCUCAGAUCACAGAGCAUGGAGGGGGGGUCAACAAAUGAGUCAGUGUGGUGAAAGGACACUCAGAGCACGAGGUGGGACCCUCAGAAGGUAGAGGGAGACCUUCAGAGCACAGAGCAUGGAGGCAGCUUCCACUGACUGCAAAGCUGGGAAAUUUGGUGAAUUGGGCAAGAGGUUUUGGAAAAUAUGGAGGGUUAAAUUAAGAAAAUACAAUUAUGAAACUAAAGCUGAGACUAAAAGAAUACCAGCAGGAGUGGUUCAGUCCGAGUAAGAAAUGACUAGUUUUCAAAUACAGACAGAAAGAGCUCCUUCAGCCCAAAUCAUGCAUGCUGAUUUUUGUCCAUCUGCACACAAAUUCCAUUUAUACAUGUUAAGACCUUGUCCUUUUGUAUUUUGCCUACUUAAUUGUUGUCUAAUGUCUCUGAAACAUGGUGAUUGUUGACAUUUAAUAGAACCAGGCCCUUCAACCUAACAGCUGACAUCAACUCUCCAUGAUCUACCCCGUUCACCAUUGUUUGGCCCAUACCUCUCAAUUCCUGCCCAAAUGCCUUUUAGAGCAUUGAACAGACAGUACCAGCCCUCCGGUCCAUGAUGUUGUGCCAGCCUUUUAACCUCCUGUAAGAUCAAUCUAACCCUUCCCUCCCACAGUGCUCUCCAUUUUUCUAUCAUCCAUGUGGCUGAGUCUGCCUCUACCCCUGCCCUUGGCAGUGUGACCCUUACCCCCACCUCCCUCUUUCAAAAAAACCUACCUCUGACAUCUCUUCCCACCCCCACCCC